AUGGCUUACAACCUUCCUCGCCGCUUCUCCAUCUCCAUUGAUGGCAAGCCCGUCGCAAUGCCCGAAGGCCAAGUCGAGGAAAGGUCUCAGGCAUUCUCAGUGGAAAAUGGCGGCGGUCGGCCUGCAAUCUUCGAGAUUCAAGAUGACCACCUCGUUAGUGGCGAUCUUGUCCUGGGUCGCUCCAUGGUUGAGCCAAUGAUAGCGGCACCCAAACCUGUUAUCUGGUGCCACAAAGAGAACAUGAGACAACUCCAGCCUGUCCAAGUUGAGAACAGGGGUAAUGGUCCUGAAAUAAGAUUCCGCGGUGAAAAGCUUGCCUACAUGUCGGGGCUGCUUUGCAGUCCCAUGUUCCAUGACGAGGAAUUCAACAGCCAGAAAGUUGAGGUCCGACCUGUGCCUUUCUAA
Messenger RNA from Fusarium coffeatum, 405 nucleotides. RefSeq lists its product as uncharacterized. The coding region runs from base 1 to 405 and encodes 134 amino acids. The transcript is spliced from 3 exons. Lineage: Eukaryota; Fungi; Ascomycota; Sordariomycetes; Hypocreales; Nectriaceae. The record is from RefSeq and is a predicted model, not a curated record.